AUGGAGUCGACGGCUUUCAAUCACCACCAGAAUUGCCUUGGGCCACGAGCUAACUCUGUAUUCAGCCAGUCGUGGACGACACUCAAAAGCUUGCAUUCGUCAAAGGAGAAAUACCACAACGUCUUCACCACCUACCCGGAGAAUCCCAAUCUAAUAGCCAUUCACACUGCUCCCAAGCUGGGUAUUGGCCAGAGAGCUUUCCUUUGUCUUGGUGGUGCAGCCACUGGAAAUAUCCUAUGGGACUGUAUUACCUAUCUUGAUGAGGAAACGAUUCAGCGCGUAAACUCACUUGGGGGAAUCGACGCCAUUGUGAUUUCGCAUCCACACUACUUUUCCACCAGUAUUCAAUGGGCUGAGACCUUCAAUUGUGACCUGUACAUAUCCGCAGAAGAUGAGGAGUGGCUCGGGAAUUGUGGUGAUGGUCAGAGACUGAAAUUGUGGAAUGGGCAGAGACUUAGCUUUCCAUCUUCAGGCAAAUCUGAUGGCAAUCAAGAUGCAUCGGAUAUAAUCGCUGUCAAGACGGGUGGUCAUUUCCCUGGGAGCUCGGUCCUUUGGUGGAAGUCGGCCAAAAAGCUCUUCAUUGCCGACACCAUUAUGAUUGUUCCGAGUGGCCUUUACACCGUCAAUCGCCCACCUGGCACUGCCUCUUUUGCGUUUAUGUGGUCGUAUCCCAACUAUAUUCCUCUUCCUCCUGAUGCUAUAUAUGAUAUUUGGAAAGCGAUCAAAGACCUCGAUUUCAAUGAUGCUCACGGUGCAUUCUUAGCACAGGACACCAGAGGCAAAAGCAAAGAAAGAAUCCUUGAAAGCGCCAAGAUUGUCGUCAAGGCAUCUGGCUACCUUCAACAUCCUUUGCUGAACGAAGUAUAG
Messenger RNA from Penicillium malachiteum, 867 nucleotides. RefSeq names its product metallo-beta-lactamase family protein. The coding region runs from base 1 to 867 and encodes 288 amino acids. The transcript is spliced from 2 exons. NCBI's taxonomy places the organism in Eukaryota, Fungi, Ascomycota, Eurotiomycetes, Eurotiales, Aspergillaceae. The record is from RefSeq and is a predicted model, not a curated record.